GUAGUAUUUUAUUGGUUGCGGUCGAAUGUUCGCGAUCUUUGUAGCGAACUACAUACAUGUACACCAAAAUUGCUCAAGGCGAGAAGUAAUCCAAGAGCUCUUCCAAAAUAAGGAUGCGUUUGGACUUAGAAAAGAUCAGUGACUGAUUAAUUCGCCAGCACUCUUGUUUUUCUUUGCUAUGGCUGCGAAUCUUCCCUACGAAAUAAGCAAGUUCCAAGAGCAUUCAAGGCUACUGAAGCAGAUAAAACGAGACACGAACCGAUACUUUCAGGAAAUUCAAGACUCGGGACAAUUCAGUCAAGACGUCUUAUCUGCAUAUCUUCCAGAAAGCGACUAUCAGUCCUUAGCGGUUUGUGAGAAACCUCCCACUAUCAUUGUAAUAGGACAAACAUGCUUCGCCAAAGUCUGCGUGAUCAACGAGUUGCUUGGGGAACCCGUUCUUCCCGUGGUUGGGGAGUUAGACAGUCGCACAUCAUGGCGAAUGAUUCGAUUAAAGUACGGGAACAUCUCAAACGUCAGUCUAGUUCUACCGGACAGUUUUGAAUUAGCAGCGAACCUUAACGCCUAUGAAGGCUCGUGGGAAUGUGUUCCAAGAGCUGAUCUCGAAUUGACUGAAGUACAAAGAGACGAUCCAGCCUUGGCGACUGCUGUUGCUGAAGUUUCGUUAACGCAUCCCUUAUUGAAAGCCGGAGCAGAGUUGGUGUGUUCCCCCAGCAAUCACGAGGGCGACAUCGACAACAUAUUCCGGGCCUGUUGCGAGGAUGUGCUUCCAAUUGUUCUUUACGCGAUAGAAUUUGAUGUUUUGACAGAGAAGGUAGGUUAGAAUUUUAUUGUGGUAAUCAUGCCUGUAAUUAUCCACAUUUAGUUCACGUGCGCGAAGACGCGAUCCGAAAAAGCUGCUUACAGUAAUAUUCUAAUUUCUUUCACUCUUUCAGUAGGGGAUGUUGUUAGAAAUACAUUUGUAGAGGCAAAGGAAGCUCAAGAUAAAUAUACAUUUAAGUUUUGUUUUCACCCUAAACAUUCGAACGUGGUAAUCUAUGGGGUUACUCUUAAAGAGAUCACUACAACAUGAGAUAUAUGUGCCUUUUAACUCUAUUGUCUUUCAUUAUCACCGAUCAUAACAAGUUUCGAUCAAUUAAAAAUAAUCACCUUUUGGCUUCCCCUAUGAAGGAAAACCUUUACCCAAAAAACUGGCUUUGAGAUAAGAAUUGGUGUAAAUUAUGUUGUGCGUUUGCUUUGAAUGGAAUUAGUGGUAUUUUAUUAGGGUGCAGUUUUGUUUUACUUUCUUGGUACGUGCUGUAGAAAUGAUGUUUAUUUUAUGGUAGUAAUUUUUAUUAAGGGAAAUUUCUGGUUCACGUGCUUUGAAAUAAAUUUGCCAUCUUUCCUAUCUUACGUCAUAUCUUCCCAGCUGUUUGUUCAAGAUUGCACAGUCCCUGUUGUAAAACCUGAUAUCUUUUCAACACACAAGGAAGUGAACUUGUACCACAAGUGGAACAUUUUUAAAAGUUUAAGUUUUUCCAUCUGUUAGGGAAUCCCUCUAGAUAUGCUGUAUAAAGAAUCUUUUAAUUUACCAAUACCCCCCAAAAAAAUGGUGUUUGUUGAAGUAACUAGAUUGCCUAAGGCACAAUAUAAUGAGGGCAUGUUGUGCAAGGCUGAUUGUACAUGAUAUGCAGACAAUUUACUAUUUAGUACUGUCAAUAACAAAUUUGUAAUCUAAGAAGUCUUAUUGUAACUCGUUUUGGAAAAGAAUUCACGUAUACAGUACACACUGGUGUAUUUUGAAAUACAUUCUAUGCUGCAAUCAGCUUGGGACCUGUGGUAGUUCAUGUGAUUGAAAUAGUAAUAUCAAAGGUGUUUAAUUACAGGUAUUUUAGAAUUUGCGUUCAGCUAUGUAUAUGUAUUUAUUCAUAUAUCAGUUGAACUCACUAAAAUUGGCCUCUGCAAUUGUAUUUUUUUUCUCACUUGCUCUGUUUCUGCUUUCCUUUUACCCUUUAGAGAGCAUUUCUCCUUAUUUUUAUCCAUCAAGCAGUUUUUCAGAUAUUGAUGAUAAAGAGGGUAGAAUUUAUCAUGUGGUUUCUCUUUUAUGUAAAGGAUAAGACAGAACUCCGUCAAGUGAAGGCAAUGGCACCAGAUAUGGCUGUGUUCUUUGUAAAGUGCAACAGGAAUGCUUCUGCUGAGCUGACUGAUUCUAUGACUGAGUCAGGCCGCAAUUACGUCAUUGAGACAAUGGAGCAGAGACGGGCAGAUGUCAACCAAGAAACUGGAUCAAUACCUGGGAAGACAAAGAUCUUUGAGCAGCUAUGUGAACUAGGGUACUUAUCACUGGAGAAUGAAGAAACGAAACUGCAGGCAAAUGAGCAGUCAACAAACAAUUCAAUGUUGACAGCCAUUCGACCAAAGUCAAAUCUCAUUGAGGACUUCAAACUUUUCCCUUGUUUUCUGCUGUUUGUGCGGCAAGUCCUUAAAUACAAUGUUGUUUCAGCUGCAACUGUACUGAAUGAGGCUCAUGUGAGAGUGCUUGGUAUGUUCAUCACUACAGCCUUUGACAUGGCCCGGGAUAUGGUGGUCACACCGCGUAGGCUGGACUAUGCCAGAGAGAAGGAGGAAGAUCUGUUUAAUGCUCUGAUGGAAAGUGCAAGCCGCAAGCAAGAGGAAAUCAAAGACCUCAUACACAACACUAUCACCUCACUGUCGCCAGAAAUCUUGGAUGAAGUUGAGCAUCGGACCUUUGAAGGGGUAAAAGUGCUGCCUAAUGGUGAGCUUUCAAACCCAAAGGAUUUGCAGUACUGUGUUACUGUUAUUCAAGAGCUGGUCCUAGCAAGAAUCAACAACUCUGUGGCGGAAGGAUUGAUUAGUUCUGUCAAAUACCUCCAAGAAAAUUUUGUGGGAACUUUGAAGCGAUGCAUUGAGUGCCUGGAGAAGAUAGACAGGGAUGGGGUUUAUGAAAACGGAGAAUCUGCUACGUCAUCCCUAAGACACGUAAGUUCAUAGUAUGCUGUUAACCCUUUACACCCUGACGUUAGUUUCCAUAUUUUUCAAUACUCUCCUCUGUAUGUUUCCUUUGGUACAAACAAGGAUAACUGGCUUAACAGUCAAAGCCUUUCGAGUUAGUGAUCAUUUCCUUUAUCCUCAUGAUUUUAUGAAAGGAGAAAUUAGAUGCUGGUCCCUCUUAGGGCUCAAAAGGUUUUAUGUAACUGUUACACGUUUCUGCCCAAUGGAAUGGCUAAUUCUGUCUUUUGGCUGCCUAGCUAAAUUUUCCUGUGCUAUAUUUCAUGACUAAAAAGCCUCAAGGUUAGGUAUUGCACAAGUCUUGUCACUUGUUUGCUGUACAAAUACUUUCAUUACUUAAAGGUUUGACCCAGCAUUUCUCAAUUAAUCAUGAAUUAAAGUAUCUGUUAGAGGGAUUGAAACAUGAAAUGCUGGUGCUGUGCAUCUACAUAUAGAAUGCAACCAAAUGCUCUCCUUGCAUGUUUCAAUGCAAUGACCAUGCAGAUGCUUAUCAGAAUUAACUAACUGACCUUCUAACUCCUAUUAAUGACCAAGACAGAAUUUUUCCUGACAAUAUCUAUGAGAAUGAUAGAAAAAAUAUUAAUCAGGGGAUUGUUAGUUGAUCAAAUAUCUACUUCUCUGAACUAACAUCAAAAUAAUUGUAUGGCAGACAGUUAGGAGAGUUGGUAAUAAGAUCUUGGGAGUGAAAGGGUGAAAAGUUCACCCUGUAUCAGUUAUUGUGGUUACAGUUUCUGAGGAUGACGAUGGCUGCGUGCUUUAAUAAUACAAUCACCUUGAAAGUACCAUUAUUCCACACUAUAUCUGAGGUUAUACAUUUUGCUCCCUUUUUUGAUAGGUUCUAAACUCUGCAUACCAAAUUGAGGUAACAGUGAGAGCAAGUUCCUCUCUAGCUCGGCUUUUGUGGGAAAAGAUGAAACAAGCACUUCAAACUUUCCCUGGUCAAGCUCCACCAAAGGUAGAUGGUAUCUGGAAGAGGAAAAUUGCUCAAGACAUGCUCACCAGCUUGAGUGAAACACGACUGGCCAGACACAUUUGCUCCCAAUUUAGGUUGCGACUUCAAAAGUCUCACGAGGCAUUUGCAACAUCCUUGAGAAUACUUGAAGCGCAUCACUCUGGGAGACUAGAGAAAACCGAGGAGAGGCGUCUACGUCUGCGGAAAUGCCAUGCUCCCAAGAUUGCCAGACUGGCUCUGGAAAGCACCUCUCUGAGAGAUGUGGUGGUGUAUGGAAUGCCUCAGAUGGGUCGAGAGGUUGGGAGGGGACAGUAUGGUGUUGUGUAUUCAUGUGAACGCUAUGCUGGUCGUUCACCAUGUGCUAUCAAAUCCGUUGUCCCUCCUGAUGAUAAACACUGGAAUGACUUGGCUCUGGAAUUUUUCUACACAAGGUAAGUGUUUAGUAUAGGAUGUACAAGCCUAAUGUAGUGUUUUUGACAACAGUCUUUUGGGAAGAGGAAGAGUAACAUUAGGUUAAAUGUAUAUGGAUUGCUUUCCUGCAUGUACUUUCUCCCCUACUUGUUCAACAAAUAGUAACCUUCCGAUCCACAGUAUUUUUAACCUUUGACUUGAUGAGAUUGGGGAAAAGAAGGUUUCCUCUUCUUCUGGGCUGGGUUAUUCAAAGUUUGGUUACCAUAACUCAGGAUUAGUGUGAAAUCUGAAAUUCUUAAAUAUGAUUAUUGGAUACUUUAAAAAGAAUAGAGAAAAUUGUCCCAAAAGGGCUUUUGAAGAAAGGAAUAAAGAAAUCUGUAUUAAAAUUUGACCCUGGGCUAGUGCUAAUUGGCCUUUGAACAACUGGGCCCUACAUUACACUUUGUUUCCUGAUUUAUAAUGUCAAUAUCAGCCACACACCCAGAAGCACCUUUACAACUUCACCAAUCAAGUAUAGGUUUUUAAGUGCUGUGGAACCAGUAGCUUGUUAACUCUUUUCACCCUGAUAUCAGUAUGCACGUUCCUCUAUGCUUUUUUCUAUGUGUUUCAUAUGGUGCUGACACGGAGAAAUUUUUCAACAGUCUAGAGGUUCUUUAGUUGUUGAUACAGUAGUAAUAUUAUACUGGUCUCUAUACAUGUGGUAUGGUGCUGACAAGGAGAAUUUAUUUUGUUCAAAGGUCAAGAGCUUCUUUAGCUGUUGAUUACUUCAUUUAUUUGUUUGACCUUAAAGUUUGAUUCCGUGGUGAUAUUAUACUGUUAUCUAUACAUUUUUGUAUGGUGCUGACGAGGAGAAUUUGUUCAACAGUCAAGAGCUUCUUUAGUUGCUAAUCAUUUCAUAUAUUUUUGUUACCUUAAUAUUUGAUUCUGUGGUCAUAUUGUAAGGAGAAAUUCGAUUUUGGUCACUCUUGGGGGUGAAAGGGUAUGUGUCUUUUGUGUAUCCUACUUCACGAAGAGACUUUUAAUUUGACAAGUUUUGAUCGUGACUCUCACUGUGGGUUUUUGUUCCUGCCACAGUUAUUUAGGUUCAUUUACGGUUUUUGUGGGAAUUUCUUUAGUUUUCACUUUUAUUAUUUUUUUUUACCAGAUCUAUUCCAAAACACAACCGCCUUGUGUCCAUCAUAGGGUCAGUGAUUGAUUACAGUUAUGGAGGAGGUAGUUCCCCUGCUGUUUUGUUGGUUAUGGACAGGCUUCAGCGGGAUCUCUAUCAGGGAAUCAAGAGUGGACUCCAGUACAAAAGCAGGCUGCUUGUAGCUCUUGAUGUGGUGGAAGGUAUCCGUUUUCUGCACAGUCAGGGACUGGUGCAUAGAGACAUCAAACUUAAAAAUGUGUUGGUAUGUAAAUUGCACCAUGACUGAAAAGGACAGUAGACCCUGUUGAUCUUUCACAAAAUCACCCAAUGCUUAAAAUCCCACUUCAAACGCGCUAGCUCGUGGUACUUUUCGCCAUUCUAUGGCUUUCAAGCCAGUUGGGGUGCCAUUUUUAUGCUUGUAGAUUUUGGAUAGUAGUACCAUCAUCAGGCCAGAAUCGUUGUGUAGUCGAGAUUAAUCCACCGUAACUUGCAGGAUUAGUAAUUUGCGGGCAAGUCCAUCUUACCGAGGCUUUUCGAGGUUUGAGUAGCAUGAAGCCAAUAGGGGUAUUGUUGCUUCCUCUCACCUCCCAUGGGCGGGAUGCCAAUUCAUCGAACGGUCCCCUGGCACCCAUUUUUACCUCUGUGAGGGGUGAGGCAACGUAAGACAUCAAGUGUCGUUAAGAAAGGAGUAGGAAAACGCUUUUGUUUUAUCGCGGCAACUUUGCUCGUCGAUGUUACCGUUUUUUUUAAAGUUAAUUCCUUUCUUUUGGAUAUUUUUUUGCUCGUGUAAUGUUUCUGGAGUUAAGAAAGAUAAUUCCUUUGACGGGCCUUCAGCCAAGAGUUCGAGAUUUGCGAAGUUAAGCAAGCAGGAACGUAGUCAGCUGGUUGAACAAAGACACUCGGGAAAGACUAAGGGAAAAAACAAACAAACAAACAAACAAACAAACUGGUCUGUAUCAACCUUUCAAAAUUCCGCAGAAGCGUUUCUUUGUAAAUUUUUUUCCGGCGUGGGAAGCCAUUUAGAUGCUUUCGUGAAGCAAAUCUGAACAUGUGAGUUAUAUAUGAUAAAUAUAUUAACACAGAAACGAAAGUCUCAGUGUUUGAAAAGAAAUGGUUAACGUGCAGCGUGCAAUCAUCGAGUUAUGAAGGCAUUUGUGAGGUUUGCUAAGCACUCGAAAAGCUGUAGUUGCACUCAGCUAUUACCUCAUGCGACUUUAACGCUUAGGUAGGAUCGGAUUCGUAACCUUACCCCGUAACUCGAUGGUUGCACGCUGCACACGAAACAUUUCUUAAUGAGUUGGGCUAGGUGCCGAUGAUACAUUUACGUAUAGUUUUUUCCUGACCUGUGAUUUCUCUCAUCAGAAAAACCAAGCUGCAAUUUUCCGAUCGAAAUUUUCCGAUCGAAUUUCCCAACUUUUACACAACUUAUUUGUCCUAUCCUUGCUUGCAGUUGGACUCGAAGAACCGUGGCAAAAUAACAGACCUUGGGUUUUGUAAACCAGAGGCAAUGAUGUCUGGAUCCAUCGUAGGGACACCCAUUCACAUGGCGCCAGAACUGUUUUCUGGUCGCUAUGACAACAGCGUAGACGUGUACGCCUUUGGUGUCCUUUUCUGGUAUAUCUGCGCAGGUACAGUCCGCCUUCCCUUGGCAUUUGAGCAAUGCGCUAGCAAAGAUCACCUGUGGUCGGCCGUUCGGCGUGGCGUUCGACCUGAGCGGUUGGCGAAUUUUGAAGACCAAUGUUGGGAAUUGAUGGAGGCAUGCUGGAACGGAGACCCUAACGGACGACCGCUUCUCGGAAACAUUCAACCGAGGCUUAUUGAUAUCAUCAAACGAGUAGAAAGCCGGCGCAGUGGCACGGUUAGGCAUCAGAGAAAAGAGAGUCGACCUUUCAAAGAACUAGAGGUACUUCUUUGAUUCGCCAGACUCGAGAGAAAACUAACAUGUACAUGAUAAUCGACUGGAGAUUGUUUAUCGGAGCAAUUCAGUUAGAGGUAGCAUUGAGUGUUUCCCAUGCAAAGCGUCUCAUUUGCCAGUGUAACAUCCGCUUAGUUAAAAAAUAAUUUCUCAUUCCAUGCAUCCGUUUCACUGUGGGUAUUUGGAAAGACAUUGUGUCGGUAAGGGGUUCAGGUGACUCGUGGAGAGGCUAUUACUUCAGUAACGAGUCUGCUGUGUUGAAAUUAAGAGGGGGAAUGCUCGUUCUAGGUACAAUCCUAUUUAUUGACCCCUGUCAAACAACAAAAACCAUAGCGCUAGCUUGUAGACAUUAAUGCCAGCGCAAAUUGUUUUCAGAACAGUUUCCAAUUGAGUAUCUUCUUAAAAAUUUUUUUUUUCGAGAUUGCAUUUGAUUUUAAGUUACACCGCCCAAAGAUGGAUCGACCCCGGCAGACAAACAAGGCUUCGGUGUGCAGCAUUAAUAUUAUAUGUAAAAGCUAAAACCAAUCAAGACAUUUCCGCAUUUUUUGUCGAACGGAUGUGUUUUUUUGUUGUUUUUUUUGUUUGUUUGUUUGUUUUUUUUUUGAAGCUCUUGUAGGUUCCUUUUUGGUGGCCGUUGUGAGUGUAUGGUUUGUUUCUAACAUUCGAUCCAAAAGCGUUCUUAUCUUCGUUGUACGUGCGCGAGAAAACAAAGAAAAAACGAAAAAAAAAAAAAGAAAACAGUUUUAUCACUGUUAUCCCUUUUACUCCCAUGAAUGACGAAGUAGGAAUUUCUUCUUACAACAUCCGUUCGUUUAUCAAGGGAAUGAGUGAUGAGAAGAAAGAGAGGGAUCAAUGAAGGGAUGAUAUCCUUUGAUGUAACACCAAAUUCUUAUUGCUCAAGUUAUCAGAAAUAAAUGGCAGACAUUGUAGAAAAUUGACAUGUGGAUCAUCUUGGGAGUGAAAGGGUCAUACAUUUUUAGUGUGUUGAAGACCGUAGGUAGGCAUAAGUCAAAAUUCGUUAGCGAGUUAUAGAAGUACACCGAGAUGGGAGCUACCCAUCGUCCCAUCUUUCAUCGUUAAAUUUCCUUUUGUUUUUUGUUUUAUUCGUCAGACGGACUGAUUUGAACCUUUUUGAAUGAUUUAUUUUUUUUAUUUGGAAACUCUUUGAAUAUACAUAUAGUCGUUCGAAAUAGACGCCCAUUAGAUGUCUAUAUUUUGUAAAUGCGUUUAGUACUUUGUCAGGGUUAAUAUCUCUAAGAGGAACAUAGUUAAUGAAUUAUCAACUGAUCGAAUGUGAAAUUGACAAUAGGAAAACUAUUAAAAUUAUUAAACGCAUUAAUAGAUGAAUGAUGGAUGGAAUUAAAAGGGUACACGAAAAAUUGAUUGAAAAAUGUUAAGAUGUGA
Messenger RNA from Pocillopora meandrina, 8820 nucleotides. Lineage: Eukaryota; Metazoa; Cnidaria; Anthozoa; Scleractinia; Pocilloporidae. The record is from the annotation of a GenBank genome assembly.